GCCCCUGCCUGUUUCCCGUUUCCUGCAGUUUUUAAUGGCACAAGCCCAUCUUCCUUUUCCCUCGGGCUUGAUCAGUUUACACAUAUUUAUUUGAGCUUCAUAUUUCUUGUAGUGAAAGGAAUCCCGCUCCUCACUUUCACUGGAACCAGUGCUUGGUCACCACCAUCAGGAAGUCGAUCAGCAGCCUCCGUGAUGCUACAUUAAUAACAGAGGCAAAAAGUGCCCUGCUUAUAUUUUUAAUCACCAAAGCAGGCAGGAAAUAUGUGAGCUUUUCAUCUGGCUGUUGCUGUUGUCUGUGUUGAAGUGAAGGGAAUGCGGUUUUCCUUGUGAGGAUUUAUCAGGGAGCUAAAACACAGCCUCUGCCACUGCAUCUGCCAGGUAUGUGUACACUCUGCACCACUGGAGGUGUAGCUGAGCUGUGACAAACCCCAGGCUCUAAAGCAAAAGGGUGCUGUGAGUCAGAACAAAUAACCUUACCUGAACUCUAACCCCUGCUGUUCUUUGGCUGGGGAGGGGGUUUGGGAUCCAGCCCAGCAGAAGGGCUGGGAGCCAUUGUGGGAUUGCUGCUCCUUGGACCAUGGAUUCUUGGUAGGCUGCAUUAGGGGCAGGUGUGGGUGGGUCUCACAGUGCUACAAUGGGUUGCAUUGAUCCACAAGCCAGACCUAUUGCAGAUGUGGGGUGGACUGUUGUCCUUGUGCCCUGGGUAAAGCUGGAUGUGGAUCUGUCCUCUCUGCAAGCACAGUACAGAGGCUGGGCUCAGGAGCUGGGGGGUGGUUGUCUUGCCAGGAACUUACCUGAUGUUUCAGCUAGGAGCUACCUGUGCGCUGGGGUUAACAGCCCCGCUCCUGCCGGUGGGAAAUGUGGAGGAGAAACCCCCAGCAGACAGGCAAAGCCAAGCAGCUGACACUGCCCAUACCCCACAGUCCUCUCCAACCACCCGCUCAGCCCUUUUCCUGUGGGAUGGUGCUUGCUCAGAGGGAGGGUCUGGGCGGCUGCGCAGGCUGUGCCUGCCCAUCCAGGUGUGUGAGGAAGGAAUGCCAAGCCCUGAGUCACGGGCACCCCUUCUUCCCUUCCCAACUGGGAUAAAGCUCGUCCUCAGCUGGGGCCUGAUCUUAUUUAUUGCUGCUCCUACCUUUCCUCCCUGCUGGCCCACGGGAGGGAGAGGCGGCAGCUCGGGAGGCAAGAGGAGCAGGAAGAAAGUCGAUAUUUGACUGGAGGGUACAGAAAUCAGUGGGAGGUAUGUAGGAUUGAGGUCUGCCUGCUCUCCCUGCCUGCCUGGAAGUUGACAUUUAACCGGAAAAAGAAAAGGGACAGAAAAUAAGGGAGGGGGAAAAAAAAAGAAGAAGAAAGAAAAGGCCAAGGCUGGAAAUCAAGUUGCGGCAGCAAAGCAGCACAUUCCCGCUCUGCCUUCAGAGGAAUUUCUUGGCUUGGUGUGUGGGUGCCUGUUUUUCGGUCUGCAGCAGAGGAUUUGGACACUGAGUCAGACUCAACGCUAAUGAGGAGGAAGAGGAUGGAUGUGCUGCCACGGAUGUGUGCUGGGCUGCUCUUCCUGUCCCUGCUCUGUGCCACUGGCCUCUGCCAAAGAAGCAAAAAUAACCGCUGUGUGCUGUCCCAGGCAAAGAGCUGUACCGAGUGCAUCCGAGUGGAUAAGGACUGCUCCUUCUGCACUGAUGAGAGCUUUGAAGAGCCUCGUUGCAACUUGCGGGAGAACUUGCUGCGGUACGGCUGCGCGGAGGCCAGCAUCGUGUACACCAGGGGCGAGAUGCAGACCCAGCAGAAUUUCAGUAUCAACACAUCACUGCAGAGAACCCAGGUGUCUCCCCAGGGCAUGUUCAUGCGACUGCGAGCUGGGGAGGAGAUGAGCUUCGACAUGGAUGUCUUCCAGCCCUUGGAGAGCCCUGUGGAUCUCUACAUCCUCAUGGACUUCUCCUACUCUAUGUCUGAUGAUCUAGACAACCUCAAAAGCAUGGGCCAAAACCUAGCGGAGUUCCUGCAAGCCCUGACCUCCAAUUACACCAUUGGAUUUGGCAAGUUUGUGGACAAAGUCUCAUCCCCUCAGACAGAUAUGAGACCUGAGAAGCUCCGUGAGCCCUGGAACAAUGCUGAUUCCCCCUUCUCAUUCAAGAAUGUCAUCCGUCUGACCAGCAAUAUCAACUACUUCAGCCAGGAGCUCAGGAAAGAGCGCAUCUCCGGCAACCUUGAUGCCCCUGAGGGCGGCUUUGAUGCGAUCCUGCAGACAGCUGUUUGCAAGGAUAAGAUUGGCUGGAGGAAGGACAGCACUCACCUGCUUGUCUUCUCCACUGAAUCUGCCUUUCACUAUGAAGCUGAUGGUACCAACGUCCUGGCAGGAAUCCUGGCAAGAAAUGAUGAGCACUGUCACCUAGAUGCCAAUGGCACAUAUGUGUAUGAUACCAAACAGGACUAUCCUUCAGUGCCCACCCUGGUGCGCCUGCUAGGCCAACACAACAUCAUCCCCAUCUUUGCUGUCACCAACCACUCCUACAGCUACUAUGAGAAGCUGCACAAGUAUUUCCCCAUCUCUGAGAUUGGAGUGCUCCAGGAGGACUCUUCCAACAUCGUGGAGCUGCUCCGCACAGCCUUUGAGCGAAUCCGCACCAAGAUGGAUAUCCGGGCUGACUUUGUCCCCAAAGCCAUGAAGACAGAGUUCACCUCCUUGAUGUAUGAAAAGACAGAAUCUGGCUCCUUCCACAUUACCCGUGGGGAAGUGGGCAAGUUCAAUGUGCGCAUUAAGGCGCUUGAGUACGUUGGCGGGCAGCACGUCUGCAGCCUCCCUGAGAGAGACCGGCAGGGAGUUAUCCAAGUGAAACCCACAUCCCUGAGUGACAGCCUCAAAAUCACAGCCUCUGUCAUCUGUGACAUGUGUCCUUGUGAACAGCAACAAGAGUUUAACUCACCCAUGUGCAGCUUCCAUGGGGACUUUGUUUGUGGACAGUGCAUCUGCCAUCCGGGCUGGCGAGGGGACACAUGUGACUGCUCCCCAGCAUCCUCCCCCAACAACGAAGUCUGCAUCCGCCCUGGGGAUGUGGAGCCGUGCUCAGGCCGGGGUGAGUGCCUGUGUGGGAAGUGCCAGUGCUACUCCGAGGACCUGACGCAGCGCUUCGAUGGGGCGUUCUGCCAGUACGAUGUCCUGCAGUGCCCACGUACCUCCGGCUUCCUCUGCAAUGAUCGUGGCCGCUGCUCCAAGGGUGCAUGUGUGUGUGAGAGCGGCUGGGAGGGGCCAGGCUGCGAAUGCCCCACGAGCAACGACACCUGCAUCGACAGCAGAGGGGGUAUUUGCAAUAAUCAUGGGAGAUGUGAAUGCGGCAGAUGUAUCUGUGACAAGGCUUCGCUGUACACCAGCUCCACCUGCGAAAUCAGCUACUCCCUGGGCUUCCAGGCUGUGUGUGAGAGCAUCCGGGACUGCGUUCGCUGCCAGGCCUGGGGAACAGGCAAUAUGAAAGGGAACUGCAGCACGUGCCACCUCCAGCUCCAGAUGGUGGAAGAGCUAAAGAAAGAGGAGGCCAGUGAAUACUGCUCAUUCCAGGAUGAGGACGACGAUUGCACAUACCACUACACCCUGGAGGGAGAUCCCAAUGUCCUCCCCAACACCACUGUCCAUGUCCAGAAGAAAAAAGAGUGCCCACCGGGGAACUUCCUCUGGCUCAUCCCGCUGCUCAUCUUCCUCAUUCUGCUCCUGGGGCUGCUGCUGCUGCUCUGCUGGAAGUUCUGUGCCUGCUGCAAGGCUUGCCUGGCUCUGCUUCCCUGCUGCGCACAAGGUCGCACUGUUGGCUUCAAGGAGGACCACUACAUGCUUCGCCACGGCCUCAUGUCCUCUGACCACCUGGAUACGCCCAUGGUCCGCAGUGGGUCCCUUAAGGGUUGCGACACCGUCCGCUGGAAGAUCAACAACAAUGUUCACAAACAGGGCUUCACCUCCCUUGCUGCCGCCAACCCUAAAGAUCUCAUUCCCUAUGGGCUGUCUCUGAGGCUGACCCGGCUUUUCACGCAGAACCUGGUGAAGCCGGACACUCGAGAGUGUGAGCAGCUGCGCAAGGAAGUGGAGGAGAACCUGAACGACAUUUUCAAGCACAUCCCUGGCUGCCACAAGCUCCAGCAGACCAAGUUCAGGUUACAGCCCAAUUCUGGGAAAAGGCAGGACCACACCAUUGUGGACACAGUGCUCACUGCCCCUCGCUCAGCCAAGCCAGAGAUCAUCAAAGUGAUGGAAAAGCAUGUUGCCCACGAGGCUUUCAAUGACCUGAAGGUUUCACCAGGUUAUUACACUGUGACCUCAGACCAAGAUGCUCACGGGAUGGUGGAGUUCCAAGAGGCUGUGGAGCUGGUGGAUGUGCGUGUCCCACUCUUCAUUAGGGAGGAUGAUGAUGAUGAGAAGCAACUGCAGGUAGAGGCCAUUGAUGUACCUACUGGCAUUGCAGAGAUUGGACGCAGGAUUGUUAGCAUCACCAUCAUCAAAGAACAAGCGAGCAGCCUCAUCACCUUCUUGCAGCCAGCCUAUUCCCACAGUCGCUUUGAUAAGCUGGCCAAGAUCCCUGUCCUCCGGGAGAUCAUAGACAACGGGAAAUCCCAAGUCACCUACAGGACCCGGGAUCUCACCGCCAAGAAUGGCAGAGACUACAUCUUCACAGAGGGUGACCUGGUCUUCCAGCCUGGGGAGACCCGAAAGGAGGUGCAGGUCCCCUUGCUGGAGCUGACUGAAAUAGAUACCCUCCUGCACAACUACCAGCUCAAGCAAUUUGCUAUUGAUCUCCUCCACCCCAAGUAUGGCACCAAGAUUGGCCGGUACCCCCAGACCACGGUGACCAUCGCCGACCCAGAGGUGGUGGAUGGUGUCAGCUCGAUGACUGGCCUGGGCCAGGUCUCCCAGUCCCCAAAAGGCCGCCUGAGUGCACCACUUAAUCCCAAUGCCAAAGCUCUCAGCUCCAGGGAAAUCAGCUUCAGCUGGUUUCCUCCACCAGGAAAACCUCUGGGGUACAAGGUGAAAUACUGGAUCCAGGGGGACCCCGAGUCAGAAGCCCAUCUUAUCGAUGUCAAAGCACCAUCAGUAGAGCUGAGUAACCUCUACCCCUUCUGCGACUAUGAGAUGCAAGUCUGUGCCUACAACACCAUGGGUGAAGGUGCUUACUCUGACAUCAUCCACUGCCACACGCUUGAGGACGUCCCCAGUGAGCCCGGCCGCUUGGCUUUCAACGUUGUGUCUUCCACUGUGACACAGCUGAGCUGGGCUGAGCCUGCAGAAACCAAUGGGGAGAUCACAGCUUAUGAAGUCAGUUACGGACUUGUCAACGAGGACAACAUACCCAUUGGCCCAGUGAAGAAGGUGCUGGUUGAAGACCCAAAGAAGCGCAUGGUGCUGAUAGAAAACCUGCGGGAGUCCCAGCCCUAUCGCUACAUGGUGAAAGCCAGAAAUGGUGCUGGCUGGGGACCUGAGAGAGAAGCCACCAUCAACCUUGCCACACAGCCCAAGCGCCCGAUGUCCAUCCCCAUCAUCCCUGAUGUCCCCAUCAUUGAUGCAGAGGGAGGUGAGGACUAUGACAGCUACCUGAUGUACAGUGCAGAUGUGCUUCGCUCUGCAGCUGGCAGCAAGCAUCCCAGUGUCUCCGAUGAUUCAGGCUCCAGGUGGAAAUAUGUGCCGUUGCUGGGAGAGGACUUGGAUCUUCGACGCAUCACGUGGAGGCUCCCAGCUGAAACCAUUCCCCGCCUCUCUGGCAGCAGCCGCUUCUCCUCAGACACCGAGGGUCUCCUCCAUGAGGAGGACAGCGACGUGGCUACUGGCAGCCUGAGGAGGAGCGGGACGCCCUGGCUCCAAGCAGAACACUUGCUGAAUGGCCGGGUAGACUUCUUCCCUGGCAGUGGCAGUGGCACACUGACCAGGACAACGAACACCAGCUACCAUCAGCUGAGCUCACACAUGCAGCAGGAGCACAGAGUGAUGGGGAGCUCCUCACUGACAAGAGACUACUCCACGAUGCUGAUGGGGCAUGAUUGUCCAGGGACACUCUUCCCUCCCAUCUGUGAAGAUGCUGGGAGGACAAUCCUGCGGCCCCAGGAUAUGGGUUUCAGGAGCAGGGCAAAGGUGAAGGGUUACUACCCCAGCACUGGCUGUCGGGACUCUAUAAUCAUGACUGAUGGGUCUGCAGGGAUUUGCAAGUAUAUAGACUCCAGGCUGCCACUGGGUGUUCCCGACACCCCCACGCGCCUGGUGUUCUCUGCCCUGGGACCUACCUCCCUGAAGGUGAGCUGGCAGGAGCCACACUGCGACAAGGAGGUGCAGGGCUACAGCGUGCACUACCAGCUCCUCAAUGGAGGAGAGGUUCACCGACUCACCAUCCCCAACCCCAGCCAGAACUCAGUGGUGGUAGAGGACCUGCUGCCCAACCACUCCUACAUCUUCAAGGUGAAAGCACAGAGUGAGGAAGGCUGGGGGCCCGAGAGGGAAGGAGUCAUCACCAUAGAGUCCCAGGUGGACCCGCAAAGCCCACUCAGCCCUGUACCAGGUUCACCCUUCACGCUGAGCACACCCAGUGCUCCUGGGCCACUUGUGUUCACUGCCCUCAGCCCUGACUCCCUGCAGCUCAGCUGGGAGAGACCCCGCAAGCCCAAUGGGUCCAUCUUGGGCUACAUGGUCACCUGUGAGAUGCUGCAUGGAGGAGGGGAGCCCAGGAAUAUCUAUGUUGAAGGGGACAAUCCUGAAACUACCCUGACUGUGCCACACCUGAAUGAGAAUGUCCCAUACAAGUUCAAAGUGCAAGCCAAGACCACGCAAGGCUUUGGGCCAGAGAGAGAAGGCAUCAUCACCAUUGAAUCUCAGGAUGGAGGCACUUUCUCCCAGUUUGGAGGACAGCAGUACAUGAGAGAGGAAGUGUACAACUUCCCAACAGAAUACACCACCAAAACCAGCAUCAGCCAUUCCUCUCUGGAUCCCCACUUCACAGACGGCAUGCUCCUGACAACCCAGCGAGUGGAGAGCGCCAGCAGCACCCUCACCAAACAGGUCACCAAAGAGUUUGUGAGCCGGACCGUGAUGUCCAGUGGGACCCUCACCAAACAGAUGGAAAGGCAAUUUUAUGAGGCCUGAGCCAGAGCAGGCUGCCUGCCAGCGGGACAUUCGUGUUCAGAUGGCAGGACUUUGUGGAAUAGUCCAAGAGUGCUUCAUCCAGAUGCUGCUGUGGUGCCCGGGAAGCUCCUCCUGUGGGCAGAGACCCUCCAUGGCACUUCAAGCUCUGGACCCCUGCUUUGGAGCCCAGCACACUCAAAGCUCUAGCACAGUUGGGUCAUCAGGUGUGCACUCAUCCUUCAGGGCUUGUUCACCCUGACCUACUCUGCAGAGACUCAAUUCUGCAGAGUCCACAGCGACGUCUUCCAUGAACAAUCACCACUCACUCCAAUACCAUUUUCAAUGCCCACCCAUCCAAAUACACCUGCUGAAAUUCAGGUGUCUCGAUGGCUCCAGCCUCCCCAGAUAAAUGGAACAGGACGAUUUAUUCUCAGGUCAUCAGUUUUGAGAUGAUCCCAGCUCACAACAUCCUGAUUUAUAGAGCGCCACCAUUUCCAUCUGUGCUUCAGGCUCUCUAGCAACUUGCCUGUCCACUGGAGAUGGUUAUUUUGUUCUGUUUGGGCUUUUUCUAUGAAAGCUGCCUAGGUUUGGGGUAACCUAAUGCUUCUUACUGCACCUACUUGUGUCUAUCCUUCGCUGCUAAUAUUUGGUACCAUGACAGCAAAGUAUAGCCUUUCGUUUGCAUAGCAUUACUCAUGAGAGCCUCUGAAGCUUUUUUUUUUUUGCAUACAUUAUUGUACAGUUUUCUCAGUAUAUAUAAAUAUAUAGAAAUGUAUUUUAUUAUUUUAUAAAAAAAAUUGAGGUGGUGAGAUCUAUGCUCAAUGUGGAUGCUACACAUGGGACUGUGAUUACUGAGAAACAUGAAUAACUAAGAAAUUAAUUAAGGGCUUGAUCCAAAGGCCACUAAACCCUAUGGGAAGCCUGUUGAUGAGCUGGUUGGCUCUGCCUUGAGCGUUAUAUCCUCCAGCACUGGAGACUCCAGCAGAAGGCUGCAGCUGAGCACUUUCCAGCAUCAUGCACAGGAGGGGUGGGAGUCGCCUGGAGGUGAGGGACAGGCAUGGCUCCGGCACCAGUGCCUGGAGAUGGGAAUGGUGCCUGGGAUUUCUUAUGUGGCAGAUGGGGAGAGCAUUGAGAUUUUUUAGGCAGAAGAUGUUUGGCAUCUUUUAAAAGCCCUUUUGCCCAGCAUCAAGGUCCAUAAAGGGACCCGUGAUCCAUCAGCGAACACAAGGGAAGAGCAAGCCUGGGAGCAGCAGGCGCUCUCACCAUCCUGAGUAAGUGUCUAAGCUUCCUUCAGCCCUUGGCUUUACCUGUGCUCACAUAGUGCUGGGUGCAGGGCUCUUGCUGGGCCUCAUUUCCUGGCUCUGGGCACACUUCCAGGACUCUCGCUGCCCUCUGCCAAUGGGAACAACUGGGCCCUGUGUCUUGCUGAGCAGCAUGGCUCCCUGGUGUGCUGCAGCUGCCCAGGAGCAGGUGAGGAGCCUGCUGAGGGCAGGGAUCCUGCCUGGAGCAUUGCUGCUGCCAUUCUGCAUUAGAGCUCACAACUGGAAGAGCAGCUGCUGGUCUCCCUGGCAGCAUCACCUGCCUAACUCCAGCUGAUGUUGGACCUGCCCUGGUUUGGGUUUGAGGGGUGGUUUUUGGGGGGGUGGGGUUGUUUGGGGUUUUUUGUGUAUACGGUGGGGUUUUUUUUUUUCCCUUUUUUUUUUUUUUUUUUUUUCCGGUUUUGGUUUUCUUUGUGUUUUGGACUCAGAAGAUUUUGCAGCACUCUCUUGGGGCUGUUCAUCUGAGUGCAAGGGCUAGAACAUCUUUGAGCUCCCUCUCCUCUUGGGGCUGUUCAUCUGAGUGCAAGGGCUAGAACAUCUUUGAGCCAAAGCUGCAUGUGGGUGAGUAAAGUCCACCGGAGUCUCCAGGACUGCAGGUGGGGCUGGGUCAGUCUUAAACUUACGCCAAGAAAUACUUUGCCAGUCCUGUGUUGUUGGUUUGUUUUUUUUUUUACUCUGCCUUCAAGAAGCACUUAUUCUUCCUGAGCAGGUUCCAGCGUGUGAGCCUGCCCCUGCCUCCCCGGUUCUUGUCUUGCCUUUGGUUGGGGUUUCCUUUCCAGUUGACGUGUCUCCUCCUGCACAAGGACUCCGGACGCUUUCCCUGUGCUUUGUGAUCUGGGAUAAAAUACUGAAACCAGCCUCAAAAGGGGGCUCCAUUUCCAAGCGCUUUCACCGAAGACCUUCGUGUUAUCUAAGAGCACAGCCUGUCAGGUGUUGCUCUCCAAGCCAUCUAUCCCCUGUGCAAGGUGGCUGCACACCGACCUACUGCCUCACACUAGGCCAGUGCCACCUUUUAAUUUUCAUCUGGUCAUUAGGGCUGAUGGUGUUUCAGCCUUUCCAAGGUGGAUCCCGCAGCCCAAUCUGACAGAGGGUCUUUGAUCAGGUGGCUUCCUAUUGCACUUAAUAAAUGUCUUCUCUAGAGUC
Molecule: messenger RNA, 9537 nt
Organism: Strigops habroptila (Kakapo)
Lineage: Eukaryota; Metazoa; Chordata; Aves; Psittaciformes; Psittacidae
Gene: ITGB4
Product: integrin subunit beta 4
Exons: 41
Coding region: 1496-7096 (1866 amino acids)
Biological process (GO): cell communication; cell migration; integrin-mediated signaling pathway
Cellular component (GO): integrin complex; cell surface; focal adhesion
Molecular function (GO): integrin binding
Source: RefSeq, a predicted model, not a curated record